Peronospora matthiolae is the source of this 2517-nucleotide messenger RNA. Lineage: Eukaryota; Oomycota; Peronosporomycetes; Peronosporales; Peronosporaceae. The record is from the annotation of a GenBank genome assembly.
AUGUCGCUGUCCCGAGGCGACACGUGCACGGCCAUGACCCACACGGGCGUGCGCUGCGCCUCCGCAGCCGCCACCUCCAGCGGCCAGUGCCUGCACCACGUCCGCAUGGCGCGCGUCAUGGCUCUGGCGCCCAAACCGUCGCCUCCGUCCGCGCCGUCGCUCUCGCCCUCCCACUCGUCCCCGUCGCUUCAAUCCCGAGCCGAUCCCGUCGCUCUUCCAGCCCCCAACCGCCUCACCGCGCGCGGGUUUCCAGGCGAAACCGUCAUCGCGACCAUCGCAGGCGUCUCGUUCGUCUUCCCCACUUCGCUGUCCAUCCGGGACGUCCCCGGGACGCUCUACAUCACGUCGUUCCGGCUUCAAUUUGAGCCCCAGAGCUCGUGGCAGAGCUCGUCGCUGGACGAAGCUUGCUGCCGACUGCUGGACAUGGCGAUGCACGGCAUGCCACGAGCAGCGGUCGCCAAGUUGGCCUACGCUCCAGUCGCUCCGACAGCCAUGACGUCGUCGUACACGACCGGGAGCAGCACGACCAUGAGCAGCACGUUUGGGAGCACAUUUGGCAGUACUUUUGGUAGUUCAUUGGGCGCCACGAGCACGACGACGGGACAUGGAGGCGAUACAGGGAUGUUCACGCGGCUGGAAGUCAAGUUCAAAGACCUGAGGUCGUGGGUGCUUGGAGGUGACGUCGUCAAGCUCUUGCCAGCGCUGAAUCGACACGUUUUUGUCGACUCGCCCAUGAGUUUCUUUGCCUUUUCGUCCAUUACUCGACCCACGGAGCAAGACAAACAAGGCCAUGCACUCUAUGAUCUGUAUGCGGACUUUGCCCGCAUGGGCGUCGCUCUAGGAAGCGACUCGAGCUGUGCCUUGCGCGUGACGGAGCUCAAUGCGACGUUUGCCAUGUGUCCCACGUAUCCGCGACAGAUUGUCGUGCCGGCAGCAGCAAGUGAUGCACACGUUGAAGCUGUGACGUCGUUUCGGUCCAAGGGACGACUGCCCAUUUGUAGCUACGUGCAUGCGCGCAAUGGCGCGUCAUUGUGGCGAUGUGCACAACCAAAGCGCGGGAUCCUGCAUGCGCAGAACCAUGCAGAUGAACAGUACCUGCUGUACAUUGCUCUCGCUUCACCUGGGCCAUCGUCCCUGUACUCGGGCUCACGGACUCGCAAGAUCUGGAUUGCUGAUUGUCGGCCAGAGUUGAAUGCACGGGUGAACAACUUGACUGGAGGCGGCACGGAAAGCGGGAAUCUCGCCCAUGCUCACGUGUCGUUUCUCAAUAUCGGGAACAUUCACGCCAUGCGCGAAAGUAUCGAGGCUGUUCGUAGUCUUGGCGAGCUUGUGGCGUCAUCGAACAAUACCGAGUCGACUGAUCUUUCGUGGGGAACGCGCGUCGAAGACACGAAAUGGCUUUCUCACGUACGCCGCGUCCUGAGUGGGGCGCUGCAAGUCGCACACGCUCUCGAUGUCCAAGCUACGACCGUGGUCGUGCAUUGUAGUGAUGGGUGGGACCGGACAGCUCAGCUCUGUAGUCUUGGGCAGCUGCUUGUGGACGCCCAUUACCGUACACGUCGAGGGUUUCUCGAGGUGAUUGAGAAAGAAUGGGUUCGUGCUGGCCACAAAUUCCAAGACCGCGUCGCUCCUGGCAAAAGUGAAGACGACGAUGACCAGCAAGCACCGAUUUUUAUCCAGUUCCUGGACUGCGUGUGGCAACUCUUUCGCUUGUUUCCAACGUACUUUGAGUUCAAUGAACGCAUGCUCGAGACACUGGCCGACGCUGUUUUUUCAGGAAGAUACGGCACAUUCUUGGGUAACUGCGAACGUGAGCGCAGCGCUUGGGGUGUGCGGGACCGAACUUCAUCGCUCUAUGCGUCCAUUUUGCAGGACGAUCGAUUCGUGAAUCCGUUCUACCGAGCGAGCAGCAUCGCAGCGCUGCUGCCCGAUAUGCCGUCCGUGUUGCGCCAAGUAACGUUGUGGAGCUCAUACUACUUUCGCGGGGCUCCAUUCCCACCAUCGCCGGCAGGAAAUCCUGCAUCACCAUUGUAUGCUGUUAGUGAUUCGGGCGAAGGCAAUGCAUUGUCGAAUGGAGCACAAGAAGACAUGGAGAUUGCCAUGAAGGCGGCACUGCGGAGGAUCCGCAUUUUAGAGGACAAACUCAGCGCUGCGACUGCAAAACCUCCGUCUCCUCUGUUGCCAUCGGCGAUGUCGUAUCCACCACUGUAUUCAACAUCCUUAGAACUGGACAAACCUGCACAGACCCAGCAACAAUCUACGCUCGAACCGCUUGCCCGACACGAAGAAGCCAGCACGAGUGGACAUUACCUCUCCGGCCGUAGCAGCAGCGACGGGAUCGUGUAUGCUUCUGCCGCCCCCUCGGUCGCGCUGCAAGUACCAACAGCAUCGACGACACCCAGACCGGCAUCAGCACACUCAUUGACGCAAGCAGGCACGUGGAAAUGCAGUAUUUGCACCAAGACGAAUGCAGCGAACGUCCUUCAAUGCAUCGUGUGUGGCCGUGCGCCGCGAUAA